AUGCGCGGCAACCAAUGCAAUUCGCAGGCCCUCGACCAAAUUGACGAAGAAGCGCAUGACAAUCAACAAGCACAUGACUCCAGGUCGACGACCUCGGCGGCCCCGUCCAUUGACGACAUGCUCUCGAUGACGGCACCCAUGGAUCACGAAGGCAUGACGGAAACGUCGAGCGAAGUCGACACGGACGAGGACAAGAACUACGAAUCGCAGUACUUGAGUCUAGGCCAGCAGUACGGCGCUCGAAGUAAGCAAAAGCGCCAAGAACGACGCAUGCAGGAACUGCUCGACCAAAAGAUGCAGUCGUUCAAUGGCGUUUCCCGCGCGCACGGCACCUCCGUCACGGACCCCGUGCGCCACACAUUUUCCAGCGAAUUCGCUCCACCGCGAUCUAUCAGUAACAGCAGCAGCACUCUGAAUUCGUCGCACCCGUCCAUGGUGAUGGGUCCCGUGCUUCAGUCCAUAGCGCAGGUGGACAUACACGACGGCCAUCGCCGCAUGCGUUCCUUCGAAGGAUGGCUUCUGAAGCGUGGUCAGCGCGUGAAGAACUGGAAGCGGAGGUACUUUACAUUGAACAGCCAAGAGCUCAAGUACAGCCAAGGCCCGGGCGAGAAACCCAAGGGGUUCGGCAUGGUCGUAGGGGUCAAGACAUCGCCCGAGUUCGCGUAUGCCUUGAGCAUCUCCAUGCUUCCAACCCGCGUUCUUGACGUGCAAGCAGAAAGCACAGACGAACAGGAAGCGUGGCUGCAGCGGCUGUUGGUGGCGUCCUCAAGCGCGACGACGAUAACUCCAUCCCUGGCACCUUCCCUUUCACUGUCGUUACCAAACUCGUCUGCGCCGUCGUCAGUGGCCGUAUCCCCUUUGCCCUCCCAUCAAGCUCAACCUCGACCUUCCAUGGACUUGUACCCAACACCGCCGCCGUCGACUAUUUCCACCAAACGCAACAGCUCGUUGUCUUCUCAAGAUAGUUCACUCGGCCACGACGACGAAAGCGAUGUCGUCGUCGGCCACAACAGCUCCUUGAUCAUGGACACGGCAUCCGAAUGCGAAGGCUGGCUGUAUAAACAGGGCAGUUUUGUGCGCAACUGGAAGAAGCGGUGGUUCAGCCUCACGCACCAUGUGCUGUCGUAUCGGGACAUGCAGUCGUCCGUGACCAUCAAAGGCCACGGCUGCGUCCACAGCGUCCAGCGUAGCACGACCACCCAUGCGUUUGGGCUCGUGAUUGAGCUCGACAACCACCGCAAGCUCCACGUGUACGCGGACGACGCCGACACGCAGAAGCGUUGGCAUCAUGCGAUCGCCCGCGUAUUGCAGCCGUCCGUGGCUCCGUUGACUUCGGGCGAAAUGCCCCAACAACAAGCAGCGCCAAUGCUGUCAGCUUCCCAAACGCUGUUCAAGCAGUCCAAGACCCACGGCGGGUACAUCAAAAACUUUUCAGGGUGGAUGAGCAUCCCUUCCGGACUGUUCAAUGCAUCGUGGACGCGAUGCUUCUUCACGUUGCACGGCGUCGAGUUGGCGCAGUCGGAGGACACGUCCGCCCCCGUCGCCCGCGUCGGCUCCAUCCAAAAAGUUCUCCCUUGGGAAGGCAAAUCCGGCGGCUUGGAGUUUCACAUGCUGGGCCAGAAGAACGUGUGGCGGACGCUGUGCCCGUCCGUGCGAGCGGCCACCGCGUGGGUCGCCGCCAUCCAAGACUGCCUCGGACGCACCCGAUACACGAUCGACAAGUUUCUGCGGUCAGCCGACGCCAAACAGAUGCAGACGACCAUGUGCGGAUGGCUUACGCGACUACCGGCCAAACAGCAUGGGCGACUGAGGCAGUACUACGUACUCCACCACUUGACCAUGAGUGUCGCGAAUGACGUGAACUUGCCGCCCCAAGAAGUCGACGUCGUCACAGCCAUCCUGUCGUCCGAGGACAGAGAUUGCGCGCUCGUGUUCAAGUUUUCCACGGCGCCCGACCUUGUCCUUGAAUGCGAUUCGGUGGAUUCGUGGACGCGGUGGCAGCGGAUAGUCCGCACGUGCCUCAAAGAGCCCCAGCGAGCCCACUACAGUUUAAGUUAACCCUCCUCAACCAACCAACCAAUCAUGCCUACCAUUGUUAUCGAUACAACUCGUGAUGUUACCCAGAAUGCGUAGUUUUGCACUAACUUACGGC
Molecule: messenger RNA, 2152 nt
Organism: Aphanomyces astaci
Lineage: Eukaryota; Oomycota; Saprolegniomycetes; Saprolegniales; Verrucalvaceae
Exons: 2
Coding region: 1-2058 (685 amino acids)
Source: RefSeq, a predicted model, not a curated record